CACUAUCAAACUUCUGACAUUGUUCAAAUAUCGAGUUCGAAACAUUCCAAAACUUUAUAGUUAAUACUAGUACUGAAGACAUAAAGUGAAAUAUGGAUAUUUUUAAAAAUAUAUUACCUUCAAGAUUGUUCGAAGUGACUGAAAAAGCUGGAAUUAAUACACCAAAACAAAUAAUAGCCCUUUCAGUUUGGGAUAUAAAAAAAUUAACAAAUUUAAAAAAGGAAGAUAUAGUAAUGCUUAAAAACAUUGUGACUCUGCAUUUUUGCCCAGUUAGCUUUACGGGAGAAAAAUUAGGCAAACAUGAAAUAAAACUCAAGACUGGUUGUAUAGCUAUUGAUAAUGCUUUAAAUGGAGGUUUCAGAAAAGGAACAUUGACAGAAAUAUACGGGGAGAGUGGUACUGGAAAAACUCAGUUGGUAAUGCAAGUAGCAGCUCACUGUGGCAGUGAAGGAAGUGUGUUUAUUUGUACAGAAGAUUUAUUCCCUGUUAAAAGGUUUGAUCAAAUAAGAAAAAAUAUUUGUAAUAACCAAGAUAUUGACUAUAAUAAUAUGUUUGUUGAACACCUCACUGAAGCUCAUGAACUAGUUGCCUGUGUAAGAGUACGUUUGCCGAGGUUGCUUAGUACAAAUAAAGUAUCAGUGGUCAUUCUUGACUCUGUAGCGGCUCCAUUUAGAUGUGAAUAUACAAAUUAUGUGCAAAGAGCUGAAGAACUUAAAGAACUAGGAAUGCUAUUAUAUCAAUUAGCACAAAAAUAUAACAUUGCAGUUAUCUGUGUAAAUCAAGUCACAUCUACUUUUGAUGACUCUGAUAAUGUCUUGCCAUCAUUAGGUCUUGUCUGGUCCAAUAUGGUAUGUUACAAACUAAAAAUUAAAAAGUCUUGUAAUACCUGGUAUACAAAGGGCCAAGAUAUUACAAUACGGGAAUUAAAAAUUGUAAAUGCCCCAGAUUUAACAAUUGCAGAUGUGAAAUUCAUUAUAACAGCGAAUGGUGUUGAAAAUGUUUUAUAAAAAAAUACAUAAUAAUAUGUAGAUUACUCCAAUAA
Maniola jurtina (meadow brown) is the source of this 1042-nucleotide messenger RNA. Its product is annotated as DNA repair protein XRCC3-like. Gene Ontology annotation, biological process: double-strand break repair via synthesis-dependent strand annealing; telomere maintenance via recombination; t-circle formation. The transcript has 2 exons. Gene Ontology annotation, cellular component: replication fork; Rad51C-XRCC3 complex. NCBI's taxonomy places the organism in Eukaryota, Metazoa, Arthropoda, Insecta, Lepidoptera, Nymphalidae. The record is from RefSeq and is a predicted model, not a curated record. The coding region runs from base 93 to 1007 and encodes 304 amino acids. Gene Ontology annotation, molecular function: ATP binding; ATP-dependent DNA damage sensor activity; ATP hydrolysis activity.